This is a messenger RNA of Anthostomella pinea, 819 nucleotides long. The record is from the annotation of a GenBank genome assembly. NCBI's taxonomy places the organism in Eukaryota, Fungi, Ascomycota, Sordariomycetes, Xylariales, Xylariaceae.
AUGACGUCCGCCUUGGAGCAAUUGCCGGAGGAGAUCCUUCUUCUAAUACUCUCCCACCUGCAUUGCUCGAAUGCGACAGACCCAGCUGUCAAACUCAAAGCGCUCGCGAGAGUGUCCCGUGUCUCGAGACUCUUUCGUCGCCUGAACGAAUUAACACUAUACCGCAACUUGACAGUAGUGGCUUGCUCUGCUCUACACCUCAAGCAGCUUCUUCGCACUCUGCGUCAACGCCCGGACUUGUGCGCAGCUGUUCAGGCCGCUGCUCUGGGACCGCGGUUCGACCCGGAUCAUCGCGAUGCUAGUUCUUUGCUCAGUUUGAUACCGAGACUAAGGGCCCUCGACCUCUCAAUCAGUCAAGAGGGAGGACUGCCACACGUUGGCUAUAUACCCAACCUGCCUCAGCCGGGCAUGGACGACCACCCCUUUCCCUACCUCAGAGAAGUCUGCCUACGCUAUCACCUGGGUCAUAAGGCACGUGUAUUGCCACAAUAUAUUUUCUGGCUCGAAUCAUUGAUCCGCCAUCCAGGUGUCGAGACGCUUCGGGGAUACGGGCUGCACUGGUGGCCUUUCAGGACACCGCCGCGACAAGCAAGCAGAAUAGAACACGUGCACCUUGUGGAUUGUGACAUCAGCAGCGUGGUCAAGAUCAUCGCCUAUUUCAACAAGAGUCUUCGGACCCUGACUUUGACCUGGACCGCACCUCCCGACUUCCUUCGACAAGGCGGCGAGCUCUGUGCCCUGGCGAACACCAUCAGCAAAUGCGCCACCGGUCUGGAGAAGUUGGACUUCCAGUGCGGCCAACCGUUCUACCCAUACCCA